Molecule: messenger RNA, 3299 nt
Organism: Pantherophis guttatus
Lineage: Eukaryota; Metazoa; Chordata; Lepidosauria; Squamata; Colubridae
Source: RefSeq, a predicted model, not a curated record
ACUGGAACCGGGUUGAUUUGGGGGGCUAGGAAAGCUUGUUAAGGAAGCGUGGGCAGUUAAUAUGUACUUCACCACCAAAGUUGCAUCGUACAGCGCCCCAAGAGCAAUGAUUGGUUAGGAUCGUACCUAGGCAAGCAUUUAAAUUUCAGAAGGUUCAAAGGUGACAGGGAAACCUUCCAUCAGACUUGUCGCAGUCAUUUGAGAUCUCAAAGGUAGUUUCUUUCUUGGAAGCCAAGCUUGUUUCCAAGGUCAAGCUGUGCCUGUCGGUGAGGAUGAAGAAAACAAUUGUGUUUCUUUGUAUUGUUGUAACAGCUUGGGCACUCCCGCUUCUUCAACAUGAACAAAGGAAUAUUAUUAGCAAUGGAGAAAAUGAGGAUUUAUCAAAUGCUGUUCAUCAUGACAACGGUGGAGAAGACUUCAGAGUUUUACUCAACAACCCAGGAUAUACCAGUGGAAAUAUUAAUUGUGAAUAUGGAAGGAGUAUCGGCCCUGGCCAAGAAGAAUGCAGAACAGAAGAAUCUACUACAAAUGCAGAUAGAGUUAAUGGAGCUGCUGAUUUUGUUUAUGUCAGUGAAAAUGAAGGUGGAAGACCUGAAGAUAAUCUGAGAAUAAAUGAAAACAGAGAACAUAUGCCUGCAGAGGAAAAUGCUCCUGAAAGACAAGAAGUUACUUUAGAAGGUGAAUAUUUCAGUGAUUCCAGUUAUGGAAUUGGGGAAGAGAAUAUUAACUAUAAUGCACCAGGAGAACUUUUUGAGAGUGAUCCAAAUGAUGAGCAGCAUGGCACUGAAGAUCAAAUUAAUGAUCAAACUGAAUUCAGAGACAGUAGAAGACUCCAGGGCAAUCACAUCCAAAGCUUUAUUGACAUGGAUGAACAUAGAUAUGCAAUUGAUGGGCCCAGAGAUAACACAGUAAAUAUACAGAUGGGAAGUGAGGUCCAUGGGGAAAGUAUACAUUGGGCAUACAUUGAUGAAGGUGGAAGCGGUAAUGGUGGAGAUCCCAAUGAAGAAGGUUCUAGUGAUGGUUGGGGAGAUGGAACCUCAGAAAGUACAACAAACCUUGGAGAAAAUGCAACAGAAACCCAUAGUGAUAGGAAUAACACUCAGGCUUGUGAUACAAAAAUAACCAACCCAAACAAGGAAGGAGAGGGUGAUGCAGACACUGUGGAUGAUUCUCUCAACACUGAUAAUGAAGAAGGUUUUCAAGGUCGUGGUGAUGUAAGCCCUGAAACCAAGCGUGUGACAUGCCUUGAAAAGAAAAGAAACGAUGGGCUGGAUUCAAAUAGCAAUACUAAGGACACAAAGAACAACACUGCAGCUGUAAAUAAUAGCACGACAAGUGGUGGUAACAUGCAUGAUAAGGUUAUGAAUAUACCCAGCCAUGAAAUCCCCCAUCAAAAUACCAUCUGGACUCCACAGAGAAGUGACGGGGAAGGUAGCAGUGGCCACGAGGACACCAGUGAAAAUGAGAGCAACGGUGUGUACAGCUUCAGUGAUGAAUUGAUGCAAGGGGACGAACCCAACCAAAGCCAAGGUUCUGAAGGCUCAGAAAACAGCAGCCAGCAAGAUCUCCCCAGUCAGGCCAGUGAUGGGGAAAGCGCAUCCUUAGGAGAGGAAGAGGAGCAAAGCAGUUAUGCUGGCAGUGAGCAGUCAGACAGCAAAGCUGAAGACAAUGAAAGCCAACAGGAAAGCAAUGAAAGUAGCAGGCACUCAGGCAGUGAUGACAGUGAGAAUGGUGGCCCAUCUGUCAGCAGCGAGAGUGAGAGUCAACCUGACAGCAGCCAGAGCCAGUCUGAGAGCAGCAGUGAGAACGACAGUGAGAAUGAGAGCAUCAGCGAAAGUGACAGUAAAUCUGAAAGCAGCAUUGAUACUGGCAAUGGAUCCGACAGCAGUGGUGAGAGUGAUAGUGAAUCCAAGAGCAGCAGUGAAAGCGACAGUGAAUCCGACAGCAGCAGUGAAAGCGACAGUGAUUCCGACAGCAGCAGUGAAAGCGACAGUGAAUCCGACAGCAGCAGUGAAUCUGACAGCAGCAGUGAAAGCGACAGUGAUUCCGACAGCAGCAGUGAAAGCGACAGUGAAUCCGACAGCAGCAGUGAAUCUGACAGCAGCAGUGAAAGCGACAGUGAUUCCGACAGCAGCAGUGAAAGCGACAGUGAAUCUGACAGCAGCAGUGAAAGUGACAGUGAUUCCGACAGCAGCAGUGAAAGCGACAGUGAAUCCGACAGCAGCAGUGAAAGUGAUAGCAGUAGCAGCAGUGAAAGUGACAGUGAAUCUGACAGCAGCCGUGAGAGUGAUAGCAGUAGCAGCAGUGAGAGUGAGAGUGAUAGCAAUAGCAGCAGUGAGAAUGACAGUAGCAGCAGUGAGAAUGACAGUAGCAGCAGUGAGAGUGACAGUAGCAGCAGUGAGAGUGAAAGCAGCAGCAGCAGCAGUGAGAGUGACAGCAAAUCUGAUAGCAGCAGUGAAAGUGAAAGCAGCAGCAGCAGUGAGAGUGAUGCUGAGAGUAGCAGUGAGAAUGAAGAUAACAAUCAAGCAGACAGCAGUGAGAGUGACAGCCAAUCCAACAGUGACAAUGAGAGCGAUUCAGCAAACCAGUCCAGCAGCGAGAGUGCUGCAGAUACAACGGAGGAUUCAAAUGAAACUGAAUCUGAAGCAAGUGAGGAUAAUAACAGCAGCACUCAUUCAGACAGUGCAGCUUCCGACAGUGAAUCUCUAAGUCAAGGAAGUGAGAGCAAUGAUUUAACUAGUGAUUACUAACCAAAGAGAAGAAUGAGCAGUACACUUACAGCAAUGAGAACUGUUGGGAUGGCACAGGGGAAAAAAUACAAAGCCUAUUUGUAGAAGCCAAGUCAAUAGUCCUUAAACCAGUUAUUUUUUCUAAAGAUCAAUCAGACUUCAGAAUAAGUGCAGUUAAGGCAAACUAGAGAGCCAUUAAGAGAAGAAAAAAAACAUGUCAGGUUUUGAUAGACAUGAGCCAACAAUGCUCAGAGCUUUUGUUUCUAAGUAGAGCCAUUUUGCUUGCAAUGAAUAUGUAGCUUCACCUGUGGAAUUUUGAUUGUCAGUAAAUAGGAAAUAAAAUCAAAGCUCAGGUUCAGUUCUUCAUAUUACAUAUCUGCUCCUAAAAGGGUGGGCAUGAAGUGAUGACUUGCGAGCGUGAAUGAGCCUUGACUGAUAUAUCAUCACAUUGUGCAACCUGCUGUGGAUCUGAUUUAUUUAUUUGUUUAGUAUUAUGGCUCCAACAUCACAUGUUUAACUCUACAUAUUCCCCCUUUGUAAACUGUAAAAUAAAUUAUUAUUUUUCAUUGA